Messenger RNA from Lithohypha guttulata, 1212 nucleotides. RefSeq names its product mitochondrial 54S ribosomal protein rml2 (gene RML2). Gene Ontology annotation, molecular function: structural constituent of ribosome; RNA binding. The record is from RefSeq and is a predicted model, not a curated record. Gene Ontology annotation, cellular component: ribosome; mitochondrial large ribosomal subunit. The transcript is spliced from 2 exons. NCBI's taxonomy places the organism in Eukaryota, Fungi, Ascomycota, Eurotiomycetes, Chaetothyriales, Trichomeriaceae. Bases 1 to 1212 code for a protein of 403 amino acids. Gene Ontology annotation, biological process: mitochondrial translation.
AUGUUACAACCACGGUUACCUCUGCGGAGGAUAUGUUGUCAAUGUCAGAGUUUUGGCAAUGUUGUGCGAAAGGGAUAUGCUACUCGAGUCGCCGAACCUGUUACUACGAGUCGAUCUACGGAGACAGCAACUCCUGGUCUAGCCUCAACGUCGCAGGACAACAAGCUUGCACAAAGUAAAGGAGAUUCAGCGCUACGGAGAUACAUUCCAAGGACGCCUGGUACACGGCAUUUGAUACGGCCACGAGCUGAUCAUCUAUGGAAAGGCAGACCUAUCAAGAGCUUGACCUACCCUAAGACAGGCCACGCCCGAGGUGGACGAAACAGAACUGGUAGAAUUACUGUCCGUCACAGAGGAGGAGGUCACAAGCGUAGGAUUCGGACCGUCGAUUUUGCACGUACCGAGCCAGGAGAGCAGUUUGUCGAACGGAUCGAACGCGAUCCUAACCGAAGCGCUCACAUCGCCCUGCUACGCAAUGUCAAGACCAAGAAGCUUUCCUACAUUCUGGCGGCCGAGGGCAUGCGAGCUGGUGAUAUCGUAACCUCAUACAGAGCAGGUAUUCCAGAAGAGCUGAUUGAAAGUAUGGGAGGUUCCGUCGACAUGGGUUUGCUUGCAUCGAGAACUGCCUAUCGAGGAAACUGUCUUCCGUUGGGCAUGAUUCCUGUAGGAACACCGAUCUUCAAUAUUGCGCCCGACAAAGAAUCGUACGGAAAGUUUGCAAGAAGCGCUGGUACACAUGGUAUCAUUAUGGGCAAGGGUGAAGACACUGUGCAGAAAGAGAUGGUCAAAGCUCUAGGAGACGCCAGCGCGCUUGACCUUCAAGCGCUGCCUCCUGAUAUGCUGAGAAGAUUUGAGAAGGCAAAAGAUUAUGUCACUGUCAAACUCACAAGUGGUGAAAUACGCUUGAUCGACAAGGACGCAGUAGCAACCAUAGGUAUCGCGAGCAAUAUUCACUUCAAAGAUACUUCGCUAGGAAAAGCUGGGCGAAAGAGAUGGCUGGGUAUUCGGCCUACUACUCGAGGUACUGCCAUGAAUACCAAUGACCAUCCUCAUGGUGGUGGUAGAGGUAAAUCAAAGGGUAACAAGACUCCAAUGAGUCCUUGGGGUGUACCGACAAAAUCCGGAUACAAGACUCGGCGCAAGGAGAAGAAUCCACUUGUCGUGCAAGAACAUCCGCGCAACUAUGGCAAGAGGAGAAGAGGUUAUGCCUAG